AUGGAGGUACCAAGUUUGGAACAAGACCAGUACAAUUCUGAUAGUGAUGAAGAAGAUGCAAUCGGCAUUGCUGACUGUUACGAUGGCAAUGGGGCAAUAAUCAGUGAGAAGUUCCUUCAGUUGAUACAGCAGGAAGACAACUUGGAUGAUGCUGAAGAGUCCGUGCUACAGAAUUUGUACAUGGAGGAUGAGAGCGAUGGUGAAACCGAAGUGGCAACUGCUGGUGCUUCUGUAAAAUCCAAACGCAGUCCUAGAAAAUGCAAGUCGAUUAAGCCCUACUAUUUUGACAACGAAGGAACGAAGGUCAUCCUACAGCCCAAGCAAACAGUAUGGUACUACAUGUACGUGGCGUCACCCACCAUUGAUUGCGCCAAAUGGCAUAAGAAAUUCAGGAGACGCUUUCGGCUUCCAUAUUCCGAGUUUCUCAACUUAUUUGACAAAGUGGAGAGCCAUGACAAGUACUUCCGUCGCUGGAAAUCAAAAGAUGCAGUGGGAAAAGAGUCUUCGCCUCUGGAAUUGUUGCUUUUGGGUGCGCUUCGCUAUCUUGGAAGAGGCCUGACUUUCGACGACGUGGAAGAGUACACAGCAAUAAAUGAAGAAACCCAUCGGCAAUUCCUCCAUGCAUUUAUCAGGUUUGGGGCAGAUGUAUUGUAUUCCCUGUACGUUGUGAUGCCCCGCACUGCAGAAGACCUUAAGCCCCACAGAAAGGAGUAUGAUAUCGGUGGUCUUCAUGGGUGUGGUUUCUCCACUGAUGCCACCAACGUAGUAAUGUGGCGGUGCUCCCACAACUUGAAACAGGCAAACAUGGGAUUCAAGCAGAGUCAUCCAGCGAGAACCUACAAUCUUACCUGCAACCACCGCCAUCCAUCUCGUUGGAAUGACAAAACUCUCGUACUGUUUGAUGAGUUCAUGACAGGCCUGCAUGAAGGAACCAUUCUGAGUGAUGUCAAGUUUCACUUGUUUUCCUGGGAAGGUGAAGUCGGAAACUCUCAAGUUGAAUAUACCAAGUACAGCGGAGCUUUGGGCCUUGUGGAUAAUGGAUACCAUAAAUGGGCAUGCACUCAAGCUCCAGCAAAGACAAGUCUCUUGCGUUGCGAGGAGCGAUUGAGUGAAUGGAUAGAGUCAUUCAGGAAAGAUGCUGAAUGCUGCUUCGGUAUUCUGAAAGGAAGGUUUCGAGUGCUCAAAACUGGCAUACGUUUAGAAGGACCUGAAGCCGCUGAUCGAGUCUGGCUUACUUGUUGCGCUCUCCACAACAUGCUGUUGAAGGUGGAUGGGUUGGAUGAGUGGGAUGGAUCUGCUGGAGAUAAUCAAGUGGAGGAUAUGAGAAGAUUUGCACCUUUCGCAGUGCAACGAUUGUCGAGUGAAGCUCUUCGUGGCUUUGGCAGUCGACACCACGAACAAACUGCUGCACAAGAAGAGUUGCUGAGAAGACAAAUCGAUCGGCAAAGAGAAGACGCAAUGGUAGAAGACGAAGCCAACAAUUCAGCAAUGGAUGACUGCCAUCUUACGCGACAGAAGGUUGCCGUAGAUGGAAGCGUUCUUGUGAAUUCCCUAGCAUACGACGACUUUCGCAAUCGUCUUGUGGAACACUUCGACAUUUUGUGGAGAUGCAAUAGAGUCAGAUGGCCACAAAGGAAAACUGGGUAA
Molecule: messenger RNA, 1647 nt
Organism: Seminavis robusta
Lineage: Eukaryota; Bacillariophyta; Bacillariophyceae; Naviculales; Naviculaceae
Source: the annotation of a GenBank genome assembly